GCGGCUGCACUCUAUGGUUUCCAAAGGGGCUGGCCAACGCCAUGCCAUACGGUUGAGGCGUCAAGCCAAAGGGAUCCGGCCUGCUACCCCAUCUGGCUUUGAGGAUGGUCCCUCCUCAUCUCAGUACCCCUGGGCCAUUGUUUGGGGUCCCACAGUCUCAGUUGAUGAGGGAGGGGAUGCCAGCUCUGCCAACCCAGGCUUUCCACUUCUGGAUUAUGCCUUUGUUUCAUCCAACGGAAUGGCAACAGCACAACCCAAUUCCCACUCACUGUUACACAAUGAAGGGCUCAACCUGCGUCAGACCCCAGCCACACUACCACCCUUCCUCUUUGGACCUCGGGGAGAAGGUGUGGACCCCCAACUUUACGUCACCAUUACAAUUUCUGUCAUUAUCAUCCUUGUUGCCAUGGGAAUAAUACUCAAAUUCUGCUGGGACCGGAAUCAAAAGCGCCGUCGCCAUUCUAGUCAGCAAAGCGAAUUGCAGCAGCAGGAGAGCCAACAGCCUUUAACAGACCUGUCACCCGCCACGGUCAGCAUCCUUGGGCCCUACAGCGAUUCACAGGUUCCUACGCCAGAGAUGGUGGAAAGUGGACAAGUCCUGGAAGGCUUGGAGAAGCUGGAGGGUCUCGGGAAGUCCAGUGCCUUCCAGCUCAACAGGAUCCCACUGGUGAACUUGUGACUGAAUGCACUAGAAGGAAUAAGGCUUGAUGUCCUUGUAAUGAGCUCAAAUGCUGAAUCUUCGAGGGAGUCCCACAGAAGCGGCAGCCCUUUCUUUAGUCCCAUCUUCCUGCAAUGCCACUUCUGGUGCAACAGAAGAGCUAUUGUGGAUCCCUUUGUGUCACGUCCUUCCAUCAUCACUGCGGACCCGACAGAAACAAGGAUGAGGUCAGGCGCAGCCUGCCAGGCUGGGCUUUCAGAAGCCCCAUAGUGCACGGUGAUUAGGGCAGUGUCAUGCCAGCAAAGCCGGGGGGAGGAACAAGUGGAUGAAAGCUACUAGUAUCAUAAUAACUUUAACAUGUCUCCCUUGUAUCUUGACACAAACAGUUGCAUACAGAUAUUUAUUAGUAAGCAUGCUUGAUACCAAGAGGCAGGAUGCUGUGUGUCUUCCCUUCCCU
Messenger RNA from Thamnophis sirtalis, 1115 nucleotides. Lineage: Eukaryota; Metazoa; Chordata; Lepidosauria; Squamata; Natricidae. The record is from RefSeq and is a predicted model, not a curated record.